This is a messenger RNA of Oncorhynchus keta (chum salmon), 3928 nucleotides long. Its product is annotated as F-BAR and double SH3 domains protein 2-like. The record is from RefSeq and is a predicted model, not a curated record. Gene Ontology annotation, molecular function: protein binding. NCBI's taxonomy places the organism in Eukaryota, Metazoa, Chordata, Actinopteri, Salmoniformes, Salmonidae. The transcript has 21 exons. The coding region runs from base 526 to 2856 and encodes 776 amino acids. Gene Ontology annotation, biological process: neuromuscular synaptic transmission; regulation of actin filament polymerization. Gene Ontology annotation, cellular component: recycling endosome; neuromuscular junction.
GAAGCAGCAACGGCGUAUUGUCGUCACGACAUGUUUCACGUAAAACCACCAUUCGUUUCUGUUUUUUUGUUUGUUUGUUGCCGCUAUUACAAGAGCUACAUAUUCGGAUUUUGAUGUUAGCGGUUUAAAACAAGAAAGGACUGUUAUAGAGCUAUGUAAAGAAAUAAAAAAAAUAAAGGAACGUUUCUGGCGCUGUUUUGACGUGCCUUUACCCCCCAUCAACACAGGGUGGCGCAGUUGUGCGUCAUUACGCAGGGAAGCCUCCACACCUCUGGCCUCAAUUGGUUUCCCCAUCAUUUCCCAGUCCUCUCUGAAACCCGCCUGCGGUGUUGUCCCGAAGAAGUCUGUUAGUAUAGAGUUGGUUUAGCCAGCGCUCGCGUUAAUUAUUUUAUCGCCAGAGUACAAAUCUGACUGUAAUUUUCAUAUCUUCCCUCCGUGCAGACUUGACGAAUUAUCCAGCCCACAUUGGAUGUAUUUGUAAUAAACAUUUCUUCAGGAAUACACCAUUCAUAUCAAUGCUUCAAAAUGCAGCCCCCACCGAGAAAGGUCAAAGUAACUCAGGAGCUGAAGAAUACUCUCAUAGAGCAGAUGACCAGACUGCACCUCAAACAUCAGACCGAAUGUGACCUGCUGGAGGACAUGAGGGCAUACAGUCUGAAGAAGGGCCAGUUGGAGAGGGACUAUGUCCAGGCUCUGCAGAAGCUGGCCAGUCAGUACCUGAAGAGGGAUUGGCCAGGCAUCAAACCAGAGGACCAAGGCACAGACUACAGGAAUGUGUAUGCUGUGUGGCGGUCCUAUCUGAAGGGGACAGUACAGGUGACUCAGUCUCGCAUCAACGUGUGUGACAACUACAAGAAUGAGAUCUCAGAUCCUGCUAAAACUGUACGGCUAUACAAGGAACAGCAGCUCAACAAGAGUAUAGAACAGUUGAAUCGUAUCCAGGUGGAGCUGCAGGACUCUGUGAAGGACCUGGCCAAAGCCAAGAAGAAAUACUACGACUCAGAACAGGUGGCUCAGGCCGUUCGAGAGAAGGCUGACAUUGAGGCCAAGUCAAAGCUGGGUCUGUUUCAGUCCAGGAUUAGUUUACAGAAAGCCAACGUUAAGUUGAAAGCCAAGAGGAGUGACUGUAACUCUAAAGCAACCCAUGCCAGGAAUGACUACCUGUUAACCUUGGCAGCAGCCAACGCUCACCACGACCGCUACUACCACACAGACCUGCUGCACUGUAUACAGGAGUUGGAUGGCGGGAUAUAUAACCAUGUGAAAGACUAUCUGAUCUCUAUCUGUCAGACAGAGCUGGAGGCCUUUCAGGUCAUACACAACACCUUCCAGUUCCUACUGGACAAAUCCACCCGGGUGGUGCAGGAGUUUAACCAGCAGCUCUUCAUGCAGGAGAACCCUGUGUUUCAUAAAGCACAAGACUUCCAGUUCCAACCCAGUGACUGUGACACGACUCUGAGCUCGGUGCAGAAGUUGGUGGACAUUGAGCCUUCGCCCAUCAGUGUCAUGAGGAUGACGCUGGCACAGAGUCGUAAGUUGGAGACAGACACGGGGAGCCCGACAGAGGAGCACAGUCUGAACAAGGAGGCCAGGAAAUGGGCAACCAGAAUGGCCCGAGAACACAAGAACAUUGUCCACUACAAGAGAAGCCUGGAGGAAUGUGAGACACUGGGAGUUCCUCAAACAGAGCAGGGCCGGCUUGAUCUGGAGCUGAAGAUAGAGGAUACCAAAGAGAACAUCCGCAAGGCUGAGACAGUAAAGCUGAAGGCAGAGGCUCGUUUGGACCUGCUGAGACAGGUGGGCGUUGCCGUGGAUACCUGGCUGAAGAGCGCCAUGAACCAGGUGAUGGAGGAGCUGGAGAAUGAGCGCUGGGCUAUGCUAAACUACACUACCCACGAUCCCUCACUCUCGGGCCCAGUUGAUCUGGAGCGGUCGGAGGGUGAGGAGUGUGAGGAGAACAUGGAGGUGUUUGAUGACAGCAGCUCCAGCCCCUCUGGGACUCUCAGGAACUACCCACUCACCUGCAAAGUCCUCUACUCAUACAAGGCAUCUCAGCCAGAUGAGUUGAGUAUAGAGGAGCAUGAGAUGUUGGAGGUGAUAGAGGAUGGAGACAUGGAGGACUGGGUCAAGGCGAGAAGUAAGACAGGGCUGAUUGGCUACGCAAACCCAGAGAAGUAUCUUCAGUUCCCCACCUCUAGCAGCCUACUGAGCAUGCUCCAGUCUCUCGCUGCGUUGGACGCUCGCUCACACACCUCCUCCAACUCCACCGAGCCAGAGAUACACACUGGCAGCAUCAACGGAGACGCCAGCUUGAGUUUUGUGAGGGCACUGUAUGACUACGAUGGUCAGGCGGAUGAGGAGCUGUCCUUCCCAGAGGGGGCUGUCAUCCAUCUGCUGAACAGAGACACCCAAACAGACGAUGGCUUCUGGGAGGGAGAGUUCAACGGACGAGUGGGAGUCUUCCCUUCUGUACUGGUGGAGGACCUGACUGAGAGCAGAGAGAACAGAGUAGACAAACUGAUCUCUCCAUCUUCGAGGCUGCCCUCCUCGUUGCCCCCCCUCCCUCUGUAUGAUCAGCCCCCCUGCAGCCCCUACGCCACCCCAGACACCCCCACCCCUCCGCUCCUCCCUCGAUCUCCCUCUGUCAAUGGGGAACACAAGCCACCUCCCACAAUGUUCAAGGGACCCACUCACAAUCAUAGUCCAGUGUCUCCAGAGUUCCCCCAGCCCUCCCGGUUCACCCCCGACGGAGGCAUCAGCACACUACGACCUGUCCGUGCAGCACCUCCGCCCCCCAAGCAGAAACCUCGCAAACAGACAGAGAAGACUGAGGAGGUGGAGAUCACACUGGUGUGACAGACAGACAGACAGAGAAGACUGAGGAGGUGGAGAUCACACUGGUGUGACAGACAGACAGACAGACAGACAGACAGACAGACAGACAGACAGACAGACAGACAGACAGACAGACAGACAGAGAAGACUGAGGAGGUGGAGAUCACACUGGUGUGACAGACAGACAGAGAAGACUGAGGAUGUGGAGAUCACACUGGUGUGACAGACCGACAGAGAAGACUGAGGACGUGGAGAUCACACUGGUGUGACAGACAGAGAGACAGCAGGGCACAGACCUGGAUGACUGAACUUUGAACUGGGCUUCACCUCUACGCUUUGAACCCUGGAACCCCCUCCCCCCUACCUCCCUCCACUGGGAAGAAACAUGGGAAGGAAGAUGGUUCUGUCUCCAAGCAACAAGCCCCUCACCCCUCCUCUCCCUCUGUGUCAGACUGUCUGUCUGUUGCAUUAACUUUGCUCUCAUCAUUUUGAAUGAAAGGAAUUCAACGGGAGGAGGAGGAAAAGGAGAAAUGCUGAGGUGGAGAGUUGAAAUGAGUUUUAUCUGCUAUGUGAGCAGAGUUUCCCCUGUCGUUGCCAUAUAUAGUCAUAUCAUAUGUCUUUAAUGUGUAUUAGUACAGUACAUUACUGUUGUCAUAGGAAUAUUCUGAAUUAUGCACAACGUUUCAUAUUAGCCUAACCCGCUGAAUGGAGUAUCUAUUUUAUAUGUAGUAGAAGGUUAUCCAUAUGUCAACCUGGAAGAGCAUCGUACAUGCAGUUCCCUCUCUCUCUCUCCAGUUCCCUCUCUCUCUCUCCAGUUCCCUCUCUCUCUCUCCAGUUCCCUCUCUCUCUCUCUCCAGUUCCCUCUCUCUCUCUCCAGUUCCCUCUCCCUCUCCAGUUCCCUCUCUCUCUCCAGUUCCCUCUCUCUCCAGUCCCCCCCUCUCUCUCUCUCCAGUUCCCUCUCUCUCUCCAGUUCCCUCUCUCUCUCCAGUUCCCUCUCCCUCUCCAGUUCCCUCUCCUCUCCAGUUCCCUCUCCCUCUCCAGUUCCCUCUCCCUCUCCAGUUCCCUCUCCCUCUCCAGUUCCCUCUCUCCAGUU